Messenger RNA from Benincasa hispida (wax gourd), 498 nucleotides. RefSeq names its product basic form of pathogenesis-related protein 1-like. Gene Ontology annotation, cellular component: extracellular region. NCBI's taxonomy places the organism in Eukaryota, Viridiplantae, Streptophyta, Magnoliopsida, Cucurbitales, Cucurbitaceae. The record is from RefSeq and is a predicted model, not a curated record.
AUGUGGACUCAAAAGCCUCUCAUGGCCAUUUUCUUAGCUACUUUCAUGUUCGUCCUAUGCCAAACUCAUGCACAAAACUCCCCUCGUGACUAUGUUGCAUUACAUAAUCGAGCUCGUGCACAAGUUAGGGUUGGCCCCGUUACAUGGAAUAAAACAAUAGCGGCCUAUGCUCAAGCCUAUGCCAAUAAAAGGAGGAAUGAUUGUGCGAUGGUUUACUCAGGUGGGCCUUAUGGCGAAAACAUAGCCGCAGGCUACUACCCAGAGAUCACUGGAGCGUUUGCAAUGAAGUUGUGGCUGGAGGAGAAACCUCUAUACAAUUACACAUCAAAUUUGUGCAUCAAGGGCGAGUGUAACCACUACACUCAGGUAGUGUGGCGAAACUCGGUGCAUAUUGGAUGUGCUAGAGUGCCUUGUAAAAGUAACUCUCAAUUUGUUAUAUGUAAUUAUCAUCCUCCUGGAAAUAUCUUUGGACAAAGGCCUUAUGAUUCUCCACUCUAA